AACUUAGUAUCAUAAACUUGUAAGAUUUAAAAUUCAAUAAUAUAUACUAUUUUUUUUAUUUUAUACAAUUUUGUCAUAUUUAUUUAAACUUUAUGCCUUUGUGUAUAAUAAAAGUCUAUAGUACUAAGCAGUGCAAAGAAGAGUUUUACACAUUAAAUAGCAAAUUUACUAUACGCUAUGGUAUUUUUAGCAGGUUGUACUAUGUAUGGCAUGUAGUAGGCUGUUUAUAAAAGUAGUAGGGACACUGUGUCGGUUUACCGAACAGCAUGUCCUGGAAUCGUAUAAUCUCGAUACAACAAGUCUGAACAUGUUAAAACCUGUCUGAACGCGUUCAAAUCCCUGUUCAUCCUGUUUGAACCCCGUCUGCUUGUGUUUACAACUGUUUGUAUCAUAUCUAACGACGAAAAUUAGACUAUUAAUUACUAUUGGGUUUAAAUUAGUUAAUAACUUCACCGUGGUGUAAGCAUAGCGCUCUAAUCGUUAUAAGAUUUUCUAUAUAAACAGACGUUACUUUAACUUGUUGGUAAUGUGUUAAGUCGAUAUUUGUAUACUUUAAGAAUGGCUGGUUCUCUCGCUACAAUUGCCAAAUUCUAUAACAAACAAACAUUUGCUAAACCCCAACCUCACAGUGAAUUAAUCGAUUGCACUGAUUACGUUUUGAAUUUCAAUCCUCGUAAAUUCGUUCAGAUAGGAUUGGAUCCAAAAGAUCGAUUUAACGUAACUAUUCGUUUACUAUCGUCAACCCGUUACAUACUUAUAACGAUAGAUUUCCUACAACGGAUUUAUACGUUGAUGGGUAAUAUUCUGUCGCUAAUUUUCGACCCUGUAUCAAGACAAAAGAUUAUUUUACUCAAGGAUGAAUACGUCACACUCUCAAAGACUACGUUUCAAGGAGAGUCUUCGCUAGUCUUUGAAUCACAAGCACAAGAUGAAUGCCGAGUGUUACUCACCCAAUCAGACAUUUUAAAACUCAGCGCUUUGGAAUGUUGUAUCUUUGAGACUAUCAAUCAAAAGAUGACUGUAAUUCAACCAUUGGUUCUACAACAGUUGGAACAGAUGGCUCAAUAUAUGAAAUCUCAGUAUGAAGUAAAUGUGGAAAACAAAUGUAUGUUGAUCAAUGCGGUUUCGGAUUAUACGAUUAGAAAUAGUUUACCCAAUAGCGAUCUGAGCUACAUAAGCCAAAUAAAACAAUUUGCGAGCCAGCAGUUGGAACAACGGUGGACGAUGCUGGAAGAAUAUACUAAAGAAAUGUCUUCUAACGGAGAAAACGUAUGCUCGACAUUUUUUGGGUCGCUGGCCGAUGAUAUACAGUCGGAACCAAUCAUACCAUCAAAUACAAAUAACCAAGAAAUACCAACAGUAGUUGUUAGUAAUAGCUAUCUGUCGACAAGUAUCUAAAACAUGUAUAUAAUUUAAAAAAAAAAAAAAAAAAAUUGUUUAAAAUAAACGUAUGUUGCAUUGACAUGUGCUAUUAUUAUUAUAUACUGAGACAUUGUGAAAAUCUCGUUUUUAACGUAACUUGUAAUUAAAAUUAUAAUGGAUACAAAUACGUUUAAAUAAUAAUGUUUAAAAUAAUGAUUAUUAUCUAAGAUUUUAUUUCUAUCAUGAAAAAAAACUCUUUUUUCUUCUUUUUAAUUCUUCAGAAAGGUUAAAACAUGGUCAAAAACCUAGCUGUAUGAUACAUGUAAAAUACAGUAGGGUAUACUUAGAGUUUUGGUGGA
This is a messenger RNA of Daktulosphaira vitifoliae (grape phylloxera), 1721 nucleotides long. RefSeq lists its product as uncharacterized. Lineage: Eukaryota; Metazoa; Arthropoda; Insecta; Hemiptera; Phylloxeridae. The transcript is spliced from 2 exons. Bases 559 to 1398 code for a protein of 279 amino acids. The record is from RefSeq and is a predicted model, not a curated record.